AUGAAAAUAUCUGAGCUUCCAGGUGAUGAGAGUUCAGGUUUGACCUGCCGAACCUAUGUUAUACAGAAUGAAAGCCAUACGUUAGGAAAUGCUUUGAAGUGUUUAAUAGACAGAUAUGAAGAUGUUCAAUUUUGUGGUUACACAUUACCGCAUCCAGCUGAAUCAAAAAUUCAUUUUAGGAUACAAACCCAUGAAACGCCAGCUUUAGAAGUCCUUAAAAGAGGAUUACAUGAUCUUCAGAAAUUAUGCAACCACACGUUAAAUUUAUUUGAAAAAGAAGUAAAGGAAUUUAAUAAAACAUAG
This is a messenger RNA of Leptosia nina, 303 nucleotides long. The record is from the annotation of a GenBank genome assembly. Lineage: Eukaryota; Metazoa; Arthropoda; Insecta; Lepidoptera; Pieridae.